Messenger RNA from Talaromyces amestolkiae, 1320 nucleotides. RefSeq lists its product as uncharacterized. The coding region runs from base 1 to 1320 and encodes 439 amino acids. Gene Ontology annotation, molecular function: flavin adenine dinucleotide binding; tRNA dihydrouridine synthase activity. The transcript has a single exon. Gene Ontology annotation, cellular component: cytoplasm. The record is from RefSeq and is a predicted model, not a curated record. NCBI's taxonomy places the organism in Eukaryota, Fungi, Ascomycota, Eurotiomycetes, Eurotiales, Trichocomaceae. Gene Ontology annotation, biological process: tRNA dihydrouridine synthesis.
AUGACUUCACUCCCUCGUGUACCGAUCCCCCCCAAUGGGGUUGAUUAUCGCGGAAAGAUCGUCCUCGCACCCAUGGUACGAUCGGGCGAACUUCCCUCUCGACUGAUCGCAUUGAAAUAUGGCGCAGAUCUCGUCUGGGGUCCCGAAACCAUCGACAGAGCUAUCAUGGGCGCUGAGCGCCGCGUCAAUCCACGGAAUGGUACCAUCGAAUUCACACGUAUACCGUCCAACAGCAGCAAAGGCGUUGAUCCCAAGGAAUCGGUUAUCUUUCGCAUUGAUCCGGAAAACGAGAAGGGGAAAUUGAUUUUCCAGAUUGGUACGGCGUCGCCUGAAUAUGCUGUGCAGGCUGCGAAGGUUGUUGCUGGUGAUGUUGCGGGUAUAGAUGUUAAUUCGGGGUGUCCGAAACCAUUCAGUACGAGCGGGGGCAUGGGCGCUGCCUUGCUACGAACACCCGAUAAACUCGUCUCUAUCCUUGAGGCGCUUGUACGCGAAGUCGGAAAUCCCUAUCAGAUCGGUAUAUCGGUAAAGAUUCGACUUCUCUCGGAUCCAGAAGAGACAAAGACUCUUGUCACUCGAUUGGUUGGCACUGGUAUCACGGGGUUGACAAUCCAUUGUCGCACAACCCCUAUGCGUCCUAGAGAGCGGGCUAUUCGCGAACAGCUCAGCAUGAUUGCGACUGUUUGUCGGGAGGCAGGUGUUGCGUGCGUCAUGAACGGGGAUGUCACAUCGCGCGACCAGGCUUUGAAGUUAAUGAAGGAAUACAAUGUGGAUGGCGCUAUGAUUGCAACAUCUGCGGAAGCCAAUUCAUCAUGCUUCAGGUCCGAGGCCGAAGGUGGUCUUCUCCCCUGGCGGGACGUUGUUCGAGAGUACAUCAAGGAAGCCAUCCGCGUCGAAAAUCGCUUCGGAAACACCAAGUACUUACUCAAUAUGAUGAUCAAGACGAAAGAUAAGGCAUAUGCCCGGGCCCAAAAAUCCAAAAACUACGCGGAUAUUUGCCAUUUCCUUGAAUUUGACGAGCUCAUGCCCGGAGCGAUUGAAGCCGAUAAGAUCCUCGGCCUCGAAUCGAAGGGCGUCAGCAAAGCUAUAGAGGAAGAGGCCAAACCUUCCGCUGUUCAGAAUGCAAUUGAGAACAACCAGUCUGCCAAAGCUGCUGGCACUUCGGGACAUAGCAAAAAGCCCACCAACGUUCCUAGCGGACCAGGUCCCAUUAGAACAAAUUCGGCUCGAGCGAGUGUCCCUAAGGCGUCUAUUGAGACUGAAGUUGAUCUUUCUGCACCACCACCAUCGACUGCGCAGCAAAGUGCCGGGGUAGCUGUCUGA